AUGGGCGAGCUGGAAAGGCAAUUGCGGAGCCGAGAAAGAGAAAUUGAUGGGGCUACUGAUGAAGAGUUGGAGACUGAAGAGGAGUGUCCAGGGGUAGCUGAACAAGAUUCAACAGAAAGUUCCACGACAACUCUUGAGGGUGAGUGUCGGCGGUUUGAAACAGAGGACAAACCUUUCUGGGAGGUCUUUAACUGUAUAUCCUCUAAGCUGUCUGACACAAUUGCAUCAAACAGUGAGUAGAGCUACCUGGCCUUCGUUAACAGCCCUGAGCAUAAACUAAAGGUAAAUGUAAAAGACCACUUGAAACGCUCUCUCCUUCAUGUCGCUGUAGAACAGGGUCAUGAUAGUUUUGCUAAAUGUUUGGUUGACAUGGGUCUCGAAGUGAAUAGCAGAGAGGGAUGUGGCAUUACUCCCUUGAGUCUUGCAGUGUUACACAAGAAUACAGCCAUUUUUAAAUUCCUAGUGGAAUCAGGAGCAAGAUAUUCUGGUCCAUUGUUCACAAGUAUUCCCUCUCCAUUGUGCAUGGCUGAAAGGCUGCAGCAUACUGAAAUUUUGCAGAUAUUUUCUGAGGAUCAGGAUGAGUCAGAAGAUGAAAAUGAAUUGAUCCCUCUGAUUGAUAACACAUUUUCUAAAGGUGGCAGUAGUGGAGGGGACAGUGUUGACACUGAAACAGAGGUUAAUCGUUCUUGUCGUGGAUUUGUCACGCCUGUUGUUGGGGAUGUAGGAACUUGCACGACAAACAGUGCUGCUAUGUCCAGGUCAGAUUCCUACAAAUGGGUUGGUUUUUGUCCUGGUGACCUUCACAAUAAAGGCUACUUUUGUGAAGCAGCAUUCAAAGUCCAUGGGUCAUCAGGUCUUCCUUACAUCCUGCUAGAGGUUAUGAAAAGAAAGAAAUCGACCUCUGAAGUAUUUAAGAACAAGAAAUUUCAGGAGAAUAACCUCAUCCAAGUAAGGGAGGCAAUCCGUGAUGUCUGUAAGGCCUGUGGUAUUGCUGCAGCUUUGGAAUUUUUAGAGAGUGAGUCAUUUCCAGUUCAGCAGGAAUUGCGGGGUGCUGCAGAUGUGAGUACGUUGCUUUUGGACAAAUUCAAGGACUGGAUUUCAGAAUCAUCUGAUAAUGAUGUUUCUUUCCAGCACCGGUCAACCACAUUUCUUGUUUAUGGCUCAAUUCAGAAAUUGUAUGAUGCAUCAACUGCAUACGGAGAUGGCUAUGCACGUGAAGUUGUGUACCAAGCACAAUUACCAAUUUAUGCGCAACUUGGAUUUAGAAAUUAUUACACAGAAGUGUUCCGUCAUGUUGUCAAUUUUCUUGCAAAAUGGCCACUUGCAACAAGAAGGUUAUUGCAGCAGAACUGUUCUGUCAACCUUAGUGGGAAAAAAGGACAUGGUAUUGAGCUUGAUGGUUUUGUAG
Porites lobata is the source of this 1408-nucleotide messenger RNA. The record is from the annotation of a GenBank genome assembly. NCBI's taxonomy places the organism in Eukaryota, Metazoa, Cnidaria, Anthozoa, Scleractinia, Poritidae.